Molecule: messenger RNA, 2482 nt
Organism: Megalobrama amblycephala (Wuchang bream)
Lineage: Eukaryota; Metazoa; Chordata; Actinopteri; Cypriniformes; Xenocyprididae
Product: natural killer cell receptor 2B4-like
Exons: 3
Coding region: 1337-1942 (201 amino acids)
Source: RefSeq, a predicted model, not a curated record
GGUAGAUAAUGAAGCAGUUCUCCAGCAGAGAACUAGAUAAUGCUGAUUAGCCAAAACUUCACUAAAAAAGGAAAACGCUGUCUUUAUUUACUCACCCUCUCCCCAACCGCAUUUAAAUGUGCACAUAUUGGUUAAUAACUAACCAAAAUGUUGUUUUGCUUGUGUUAAAAUGGACACGUAACUGGAAAGAGACACAUUUAGCCACAAGAGACGUGGGCCUACUGGAUGAAAAGCUCUUACUGACAGCUUCCUCCAAUAUCUGAUUGAAAAAAUGUUUUGCGCAUUUGUUUUCUUCUGUUUAUGGCGUCCGGUUGGUAAGUUAAACGUGUUUUUAUGACUUUAUCUUCAUUAUACUCAGCAUUUAUAUGAACUUAUCAAGGUAGUUCACGCAAAAAUGAAAUUCUGUCAUCGUUUUCUCACCAUCUUCUUAAUCCAAAACUGUAUGGCUUUCUUUUUUCUGUGGAACUCAAAAGAAGAUAUUUUGAAAAUUGAAAGGGUUGUUUUGAACGUAACUGACUUGAAUUUUAUCUACAAAACAGUUAAAACAUUCUUCAAAACAUCUUUUGUGUUCUGCAGCAGAUUUUUUUGUUUUUUUUUAAACGACAUAAGGGUGAUUAGUAUGACAGGAUUGUCAUUUCUGAAUGAACUACCCCUUCCCCACUGGUGUUAAGGAUGUUGUAACGUUCCCAGUACGUUCCGAUGUGGAGUUCAUUUAAUGUUUGGGGGACGUUAUUUGGCGGACCUUCACAGAACAUCCAGGACAUUCUCUUAACGUUCAGGGAACCAUAUUUUAUUUGGAAAUGUGAUGUUCCCAGAACAUUCUCAAAAAUCGAAAAUUAGAGCUACAUUAGUUGACUAACAAAAGCAGCUAUUCAAACAAAAACUGUAAAAUCAAAAUAAAAAAUUCCAAAAAAGCACUUUAGAGGUAUUUAUUCAAUUAUUAUUAAGAAACUUUUUCUGUAAAAUGUAAAUCUCUUGCAGUAAGUCAUUAGCUGACAACAGCACAUGCAUGAGCUAAUAUAACUGCUGUAUUACUGCAUCAGCAACAACACAGUUACUGUCUUUAAAUAAAGCAAUAUGCAGCAGAUCAUCAGUGUUUUAUGGAUCAUCACUGACUGAAGCACAGGCUCUGCUCUUCAGCACAAUGCUAACCUCACAAAACUCAGAUAACAGAAACAACAUUAAACACUAACAUCUCUCUAGAUUUUUCACUGCAUUUUCACUUAUUAAAAAACAGUCUCUGACUUUAUUUCUUUCAUACAAAACUUCGUAAUGAGGUGUUGAUGUUUGAAGUCACCAUUAUGGAGAUACAGAUGGAGUGAAGAUAGUGUCAGUGAUGGAGGGAGAUUCUGUCACUCUACACACUAAUGCUAGUGAUAUACCACCACGUUAUAUGCGAUAUAUAAUGUGGAGGUUUGCACCUGAAGAUACUCGUAUAGUUAGAGACAUUCGGCUUGAUGAGAACACGGGUGAAAUGAUGUAUCUUGAGGAUGACAUGUUCAGAGACAGACUACAGCUCGACAAUCAGACUGGAUCUUUGACCAUCAGGAACAUCAGAACCACAGACUCUGGACUUUAUCACAUGUUUGGUCUAUUCUUAAGAGAAUCACUCAAUGUUACUGUCUAUGCUCGCCUUCCCAUUCCUGUCAUCACCAGAGAUUCUUCAUCUUCUUCAUCAUCAUCAGGAUCAUUAUCAGUGUUCAAAUGUGUCCUUCUGUGUUCAGUGUUCAAAGUGAGUCACAUGACUCUCUCCUGGUACAAAGGUAACAGUUUAUUGUCCAGCAUCAGUGUGUCUGAUCUCAUCAGCAGCGUCUCUCUACACCUGGAGGUGGAAAAUCAGGAUAACAACACUUAUAGUUGUGUGCUGAACAAUCCCAUCAGCAACCAGACUCAACGUCUCAAUGUCAGUGAACUCUGUCAGACAUAUGCAGGUACAUCAUAGAGGAUGUUUGUUUUCCAGUUGAGAUGCUGUUGGUGAGUUUGUCAUAAUGCAAGUGCAGGUUCUCGAUUGGUCAUCUCUGCUGUAGUGGGUGUGGCUACUGUUUCCAUAGUGAUUUAUAACAUAAGGACCAGAGGAGCUGAACAGAAGCAAAAACACACAAGAAUAUGGAUUUCAAUCAAUUUUUCAUUCUUUUCUUUAUGUUCUUCUUAAAAUCUAAACAAAAUGCACUAGAUAUUUCAGUGUGAAAAUGCUUAUGCUAUGUGAAACUUCUUUAUUCCACCAGACUAAUGUGAUUAAGUUCUGCUUUCAUAGUAUUUUUUCCAAUUAAAAUGAUGAAAUAUAGUGCAUAUAGACUAGAGUUUCAGUUCUCUGUGAUACUAUAUGAACGCCCAGUUUCAGACAAUUGAACAACAUGAAAUAUAUUACAGGGUUAGUUCACCCAAAAAAUGCAGUUUCUGUCAUUAAUUACUCACCCUCAUGUCGUCCCAAACCCGCAAGACCUUCCCUCAUCUUUGGAACACAAGUUAAGAUGUUUUUGAU